GAUCAUAAGCUCAACAUCUUGGUGUAUGUAUUCUUCCUCGAGUUUCACAACAUUCAGUACGGUUUCCCGAACGAAAAAAGAACUAACGGAAUUAGUAAAUUGACAUGAAAUAUUUGUGAACUUGAGAAGUGGAUUCGUAUGACUUAGAUACGGUUUGCAUUCUUUGUUUGCUGUUCAGAUUAGAGAAUUAUUUUUUGUUGUGAUGAGAGCGUGUGUUCGAAUAAAAAAGUGGCGCCCAUGGGAGUUAAUUUCUCCGUGGUUGAAAAUGGCUUCCCUUACCUACCUUCUCUCCCUCUUCAUUGCUCCAAUCCCCACACUUCUGUUCAAAUUACAUUUGUAGGAAACUACACAGACAGUGUUGGUUAGACAACUUUAUACUUUUUGCAGUAUAGACCAGUAAGACCAUUUUCCUGCAACAAUAUCUGGAAAGCUAACAUUUGCUAACUAACGUUAGCUCACACCACAGUUUUCGUUGCCAACGCGUUAGCAAGCUUGCUAACUAGAAGGAGCAAGUCUCACUCGUGGAUGAGUUCAGAAUGGAAGUCAUCUAGUGUGUGACCAGAGCAUAAAUAAAGUUGGUAACAUCAAGACCCGGAAUAUUGUUUAAUACAAUCUGUCGCCUGUGAUCUCAUUGGAAUCUACCGCGGAUGAGUACUUUACUCUGGACUAACAAAAAAAAAAGUAUCGGACGCAACGUUUGUGUAACGUUAGCGUAAACCACAACUGCUCUUGAAAACCUGCCGGACAUAGCUGCAGCUAGGAACCUAUCUGGGACAUCGAGAUCAGAGAUUGCGGCGCUCUAAGACCUGUUCGGAUUGUAACGUUACCAUGUAAAGGAUUUACGUCUGGGACAUUAUACUUAUUAAUGAGUUGUUGGCUAAAUGCUUAGCUAGCUAGCCACCCACUGAGCACUUACCUGCUCAUCAUACAUAUUUUAGCUGGCUCGGUAGCAAGCUGUAGCUACACAAAUGAAAGUCGUAACGUUACAAGAAAUUUGUUUCAGGAGGAUUGCUCUGAUGUACGAAAACAUUUGGAUCGCACUCUGAGAGGUCUCUCUUUGAGGGAGAUCACAAGCGGAGGAAGGGAUGGAUGAGCAGAAAUCAAACUGCGAGGAGAAUGACUCUGAAACGGCAGCUGAUGACGGCGCCUCCUCGACGCAGCCGGACCCGCCCCAUGCUGCGGAGGCACUCCCGGUGACCACGCCCGUGCACACGCCCAGCGUGCCCGCGGAGAGCGGUCGGGUUUGUGCACUCUGCAACUGUGCCGAGCCCAGCCUGCAUGGCCAGCGGGAGCUCCGGCGAUUUGGCCCGUCCCCCAGCCGCCCCGCCCUGGACCCCCCCUCCGCCCCGCCCCCGCCCCCCGGGAGCGACGACCUGUCCUCCAUCGGCUUCCCCGACUCCACCUCCGCUGCCUCGCUCUUCGACGACACAGGGCACUGUUGGGUCCACCACUGGUGUGCUGUCUGGUCCGAGGGCGUUGAACAUGGCGACGACCAGGAGCCGCAAGGCGUGGAUAACGCCGUCAUCUCAGGGAUACAACAGCGGUGCGAAUACUGUAAAAGGCUGGGAGCAACCAUUCGGUGCCAGGCAGAGGGGUGCUCACGGACCUACCACUUCCCCUGUUCGGCUGCCAGUGGUUCCUUCCAGUCCAUGAAGCAGCUGGCCCUCCUGUGUCCGGAGCACAUAGAGAAGGCCGUGGAGCUCGCGAACGAGGAGGCGCGGUGUUCCGUGUGCGAUUCGGCGGGCGAGCUGGCGGACCUGGUGUUCUGCACGGGGUGCGGGCAGCACUACCACGCGGCGUGUCUGGAGAUCAGCGCCACGCCCCUGCAGAGGUCCGGCUGGCAGUGCCCUGAGUGCAAGGUCUGCUUGACCUGCAGGCAGCCUGGCGAGGACUCCAUGAUGCUGGUGUGUGACGCCUGUGAUAAGGGAUACCACACCUUCUGCCUGCAGCCUGCCAUGCACUCCCUGCCCUCUGAGCCCUGGAAGUGCAGGAGGUGUCGCGUGUGCAGCGAGUGCGGGGCGUGUGGCUCCGCCCUCCAGGACUCUGCUCAUUGGUUUGAGAACUACACUGUCUGCGAGAGCUGCCAACAGCAGCGCGCCUCCAUCUGCGCAGUCUGCAGCAAGGGCCCCGCCCCCGAGGCCUCCCUGUGCCCCUGCCACACCUGCCACAGGCUGGUUCACAGUGAAUGUGCCUCUCUGCUGGACUCCGAAGAGGGCAAGUACACCUGCUCCCUCUGCCAAACACCACCACAGGCAGAGGGCGCCGUGGAGCCUGGCGAGACCGUGACGCAGAUGGAGCAAGAGGAAGAAGUUGAGCCCGAGAGGGAAACACCCAUGGAGUUGGAUGGGGAGGCGGAGGCAGUGGACAUGGUGAAGGUGCAGGACAACACCGUAGAAGAGGUCCCGCCCCCACACACCACUGAAGCUCCGCCCUCACACAACACAGAGGCUCCGCCCCCAGAGUCAACUGACACCACGCCUCUGGAGACGAUGGAUGCCCCACCUCCGGAGAUGGUGGAAGCCGUCCCGCCGGAGACGAUAGAGGCCCCGCCUCUGGAGACGAUAGAGGCCCCGCCUCUGGAGACGAUAGAGGCCCCGCCUCUGGAGACGAUAGAGGCCCCGCCUCCAGAGACAAUAGAGGCCCCGCCUCCGGAGACGACGGACACCUUGACUCUGGAGACGAUUGAUGCUCCGGCCCAGGAGACGACGGACGCCCCGCCCCAGGAGAUGAUGGACGUCUUGUCUCUGGAGACGACCGACGCUCCGCCCCCAGACACGAUUGACACGACGCCCCCGGGGACGACGCCCGCCCCGCCCGCAGAGAUGACGGACGCCCUGCCCUUAGAGACCAAAGAGGCUCCACCCCAGGAGUUGACGGACAUCACACCUCCGGAAACGACUGACCUUCCCCAAGAACCGCCCCCCUCAGAAGUAGGCGGAGCCUCAGGACCCAGCCAAUCGGAAACCUGCCCGGCCCCUGCUGUUGGUGAUGAGGGAGAGGCUGUGGGUGGGACCGAUCUGCAGACCCAGCACAGCCCCUCCCCUGAAGUGAAGGAAGAGCCCCAGACUGACGUACAGGAAAUGGAAACGGAGGGAGCAGCCGCACGGGGAGGGGCCAGCAGCCCCACGCCAGAGGAGAGGGAGGAGUCUAGCAGCGAUACUCCGACUCCGCCUCCAUGCAGCCCCUUAACCCCGCCCACCAUUCCCCUGGAACAGGAGCAUGUUUCCAUGGAGGGGGAGGUGUCGGAACCUCAGGAGCCAACGGAGGCGGAGCCGAGGACUAGCCCUGCCCCUUCGGCGCCGGCUCUGCCCGCCGUCGACAUGGAGACGGGAACCGGCCAAUCCGAAGAGGAGGAGUAUGAGGAGGAAGAGGAGGAGCCUGCAGCGGAGGCGGCCGGUGGAGACGGCGCACUGGCCGUGCGCGUGAAGGUGGAGCCUGGGACCCAGGAGGAGGAGGAGGAGGAGGAGGAGGGGCCUAAAGCGGAGCUCCUCCUGGACGACGCCUCCAACAUGAGCCACGGCGACGGCGACGGCGACGGCAGCAGCAGCGGCUUCCUGGGCUCUCCCGCCGAGCCCGACGGCCAGUCCGUCUCCAUGGAGCUCAGCCUGGUCCCCGCCGGGCGGUCCCGGUCCGACUCGCUGCUCACCGAGACCGACGACUCGCUGCCCUUUGACCCCCUGAAGCCCGACGGGGACAAGGUCAAGCGCAGGGGCUCCCCCGGCCGCUCGCGCAUGAAACAGGGACGGAGCAGCGGUUUCCCAGGGAAACGGCGGCCCCGCGGGGGUGGCAGCGGGAGGGGGCGUGGCCGAUCGCGCCUCAAAGCCAUGGCGUCCUGCAUCGAUGCGUUUUUGCUCAGCAUGACGGCGGACACCGGACUGACCAAAGAGGAGGAAGAGGAGGAGGACGACACCAUGCAGAACACCGUGGUGCUCUUCUCCAACACCGAUAAAUUCGUCCUGCUGCAGGACAUGUGCGUGGUGUGCGGCAGUUUUGGGCAGGGUGUGGAGGGGCAGCUGCUGGCCUGCGCGCAGUGUGCUCAGUGCUACCACCCGUACUGUGUCAACAGCAAGAUCACUAAGAUGAUGCUGCGGAAGGGCUGGCGGUGUUUGGAGUGCAUCGUGUGCGAGGUGUGCGGCAAGGCCUCGGACCCCGCCCGCCUGCUGCUCUGCGACGACUGCGACGUCAGCUACCACACCUACUGCCUGGACCCGCCCCUCCACACCGUGCCCAAGGGCGGCUGGAAGUGCAAGUGGUGUGUGUGCUGCAUGCAGUGUGGCUCCAGCUCGCCUGGUUUCCACUGUGAGUGGCAGAAUAACUACACGCACUGCGGGCCCUGUGCCAGCCUGGUCACCUGUCCCGUCUGCCGCCAGAGCUUCAUGGAGGAGGAGCUGCUGCUGCAGUGCCAGCACUGCGACCGGUGGGUGCACGCGGUCUGCGAGAGCCUGUACACGGAGGACGAGGUGGAGGAGGCGUCUGACGAGGGCUUCGCCUGCUCCGCCUGCACACCCUACGUCCCCAAACGCAUCGUGGAGCCCCCUGUUUCUGCGGUGGUGAAAGUGAAGGAACCAGAGCCGCAGUUUUACCGGCUGGAGGGGGUGUGGCUGACGGAGACGGGCAUGUCUCUCCUGCGCAGCAUCUCCAUCUCGCCGCUGCAGAAGCGCCGCCCCCGCCGCUCCCGCCUCGGCACCAUCGACGGCCUGGAGCUGAAGGAGGGCGAGCUGGAGGGGGAGGAGGGCAAAGUAGAAUCUAUGGAGUGUGAGACCAAACUGGAGGCCCCCGGGAGCCCUGAGAGGGACGCGGGGCCCGACGGGGCCGCGGAGGGGGGCGUCGACGGCGACGGGAUGAAAGCGGGGGCGGAGGAGACGGAGGACGGGAAGAAGAGGAAGAGGAAGCCGUACAGGCCAGGGAUUGGUGGAUUCAUGGUGCGACAGAGGAAAUGCCACACCCGGACGAAAAAGGGGCGGAGCCUUUCAGUGUCUGCAGAGGGCGUGGCUGAGGGGCCUGUUCCAGAGAAGACCGAGGAAGGCACGACCCCGGACACCCCUCUGGAAGGCCCCCCGGAGCUGAAGGCCCCCGAGGCGGAGGGGGAGCAGGCCAAGAAGCGGCGCGGCCGGAAGAAGAGCAAGCUGGAGGACAUGUUUCCGGCCUACCUGCAGGAGGCUUUUUUUGGGAAGACCCUUUUGGACCUCAGCAAAAAGGCGCUCCUGGCGCCCCCGGUCCAGCGCCACGCCCAGGGUGUCCCGCGACCCCAGCACCCGCCGGUGCCCCCCGCGCAGGGCCCGGGACCUCGCCCCACCGCACCGGAACCGGGUCCCACUGCUGAGGCCAAGGAGGGAGAGCCGGUGGGCGGCCUGCAGCUGAAGCAGGAGGGUAGCGAAUCGGGCAUUCGAUCGGACCCUGUCGGGGCAGUGACAGACGAUGCGGGAGCAGCGAGUCAGCCGGCUGGCUCCAGCGAACAGGCUCCCUCUGCCUCACAGGGCCCAAACGCGCACCAGCCUGAAGGGCUUCCUCAGGGUGUGGAGAGCCAGGACUCGGCGGAGUUCUUCCGGAAGGUUCUGGGAGUGGCGGAGGGCGCGUCUCUGGGCGGGACCCUGCAGUCCAGCAUGAAGCCGCUCCUGGAGCCGGGGAAGGGGGAGCAGAGCCGCGGUGGCCUGCCCCAGAGGAGCUUCCUCCCAGGUGGCUCCCUCUCAGCGGGUGUGAUGGACUCCUUCCCUGGCCUGUCCCAGUCUCCUUUCUUUGACAUGCGCGAGCGGGCGGGGCUGUUCAGCCCAGACCAGAGUGAGGACAGCCCGUGGGCGACGCCCUCCACCCCGGCCACGCCCUCCACCCCCCCCACGCCCACGGAGCCCGAGGGCGACGGCCUGUCCUACAACCAGCGCAGCCUGCAGCGGUGGGAGAAGGACGAGGAGCUGGGGGAGCUGUCCACCAUCUCUCCCGUCCUCUACGCCAACAUCAACUUCCCCAGCCUCAGGCAGGACUACCCAGACUGGUCCAGCCGUUGCAAACAGAUCAUGAAGAUCUGGAGGAAGGUCUCUGCAUCCGACAAGGUUCCCUUUCUGCAAAAGGCCAAAGACAACAGAGCUGCUCAGCGUAUCACCAAGGCACAGAAGCAGGCGGAGAGCCAGAUGUGUCGCCCCAUUAAGACGGAAGGGUCGCCCCGUGCGAAGGGGGAGCGUCCCAGCCUGCACCUCCAGAUCCCUCCUCCCUCCUGCGCCUCCCUCUCCACCCCGUCCCAACCCAGCUCUGCCGAGAGCCCCUUCCCGCUGCCCCCCGACUCCGCCUCCUCGUCCUCGGCCGCCGCCUUCUUCCCCGACGGGCCCCUCCGGACCCCGGGCUCGGCGGACGCGCGGCAGGACCCCUUCUCCAGGCUGCCCCCGCAGUCCCCGCACCCCUGUCCCGGGCCCUCCUCCAGCCCCCUGCAGGCGUCCAGCUCGGGCUGCCCCCCCUCCGGGCACCCGGGGGCCCCUCAGGGCCGCUCGCCCAGCAUGGGCUCCAUGGACCUGCAGCCAGGGGCCCCUGGGACGCCCCGUCGGGACCCCUUCAUCAGGCCACAGCAGCACCUCCAGGAGCCCCCGGGUCCCCCUUUUGAGGCCCGCGGAGGGGGGCUGGUGGAGUCCCCUCUGCUCCCCCCGCCCCACGGCUCUCAUUUCGGCGACCUCGCCCGCGCCCAGCAGCCCAUGGGCUCCGCCCCCUCGCCCUCCGCGGCCUCGUCCUCCCCGCUGGGUGCGGGGCAGCACCGGGGGGAUUUCGCGGGCCUGCCCUCGCCCCGCUCCUCAGCGGGCCGGCAGGACCCGGGCUCGGGGUCCCCCGCGGGCGGGCUGGAUUUGGGGGACGGGCUGUUCAAGGCGCCCAUGACGCCCCGCGUCCACCAGGGCGACUCCGGGAACGGGACGGGGUACCACCACCCCGGCGCCUCCCCCAACCACCCCUCGGACAGCUACAGGCAGUCCCCCUCCGCCCCCUUCUCGGACCCGUACGCCCAGCCCCCUCUGACCCCCCGCCCCCUGUCCCGGGACGGCUGCUCCCCCCUCCCCCAGCAGCGGCCCCCCCAGCAGGACCCCUACUCGCGCGUCCCCUCCAGCCCUCAGUCCCAGGGCAGCUGCCAGUCGCCCCUCACGCCCGGCGGCCUCUCCAACGACGGCUACUCCGUGCAGUCGCCGGCCACGCCCCGUUUCCAGUCCCCGGACCCCUACUCCCGCCCGCCGUCCCGCCCCCAAUCCCGGGACCCCUUCGCCACCCUGCACAAGCCCCCCCGCCCGGCCUCUGCCGCCCCCGAUGGCAGCCCCACCUUCAGGGGCCCCGGUCCCCUGGGCCAGCCGGCCCCUGCGUCCGGCCCCUCCCCGGCCCUGGGGGACCCCCUCUCGGGGAAGCCUCCGGGAUCCCCCGCGUUCAGCCGCAGCCCCGGGGCGGGCGUCGGUAUGUUCCCCAUGGCACAGUCCCCGCAGCAUCCCCAAACCCAGACCCAGCCCGCCCCGCAGGCUCCGCCCCUGGGCCUGAACAUCGAUGGCUUCCCCACUCGCGUCCAGCUGCCCCAGGGUCCCCAGGGGUCCGAUCCCCUGAGGCCACAGGAGGCGCCCCACACUCCCAUGGUGCCCGGCGCGCAAGAGCUCCCCGAACUCCCGGCGGCCCAGGACCCAACACUCAUGGGCCUCAGCCAAUCAGAGCUGGAGAAGCACAAACAAAGACUGAGAUUGAGGGAACUGCUAAUCCGGCAACAAAUGCAGAGGAACUCGCUACGGCAGGAGAAAGAGGCUGCUGCUGCAAACAGUGCUGCCACCAACUGGCCUGGAGGAGACAUGGCACCUUACCAACCAGAUAAAAGCCAGCGUGCACCCCCUCCUUAUCCACAGGACAGGGGGGCUGCUGCUGCUGGGGGUGCCGCCGCCUUGGCAGGCAAGCUGGUUCCCCCCAUGGGCAUGGGGGACGACAAGAUGGCCCGCCCACCCCCGCCAGGGACGCCCGGCAUGAUCGACCCCAGUAUGCUCAGGCAUGUGGCCCCCAGUGCGCCCCAGGGGAUGCCCCAGCGCCCCCCGUUCCCGGUGCAGUGGGCUGGUCAGGCCGCUGGCCUCCGCCGAUUCCCCCAGCCCGGCGCCAUGGACACGGGGGCCCCCAGGCAGCACCUGGGUGGCCCCCCCAUGCCCAACCCGCUCAGCAUCCAGGGGAUGGCCGGGAUGCCCAACCCUCGCGCGGGGGGGCUCGGAGAGGCCGUACCCCCGCCCCAGUUCAUCGAGCUGCGGCACAACGCCCAGAGGAUGCCCCUGGGGCCCCAGUUCCUGCCGCGCGGCCCCCACCCCCCUCGGACACGCCUCUACAUGCCACAGCAGGACAUGAGCGUCGCGUUCUCCCAGCACCCCUUGCCCCCUCCACCGGCCCCACCCCUCCCCCCCACCCUGGCUUCUCAGGGAGAGGGGAUGCGGGACCCCAGAAUGAGGGUGCCGCAGGGGCCCCUAGGGCUACUGCCCCAACAGCCCCAGCUGGGCGUCGCCCCUUCACCCCAACACCAGCUGCACCCCCAGGCGUCCGCCCCACAGCCCAGCGGCCCCGGUGCUCUCCCACACCCCGGCUCCCAGCACCAGCUCCCGCAGGCGGGCUCGGAGACGCAGCCCCCCGCCAUGGACGCCCUGGCCCCCCGACCCUGCCGCCUCGACCUGCCCGAGCCCGACCUGGAGGACCCCUUCGUCCCCAAAGGGCUGGGCGCGGCGGGCGGGGACGUGGGGGAGGAGGAGGAGGACGACCUGGCCACCCUGGACCUGGACCCUGACAAGGGGGACGACGACCUGGGGAACCUGGACAGCCUGGAGACCACGGACAAGCACCUGGUGGACCUGCUGGAGUGCGAGGAGUUCGACCUGCUGGCGUACGCCGACCCCGAGCUGGACCAAGGGGAGCCCAAGGACGCCUUCCCCGACCAGCUGCGGCUGGUGGAGGCCGAGAGCGAGGCGCCUGGCCCCGCCCCCUCCUCCGCCGCCGCCCCUGGCGUUCCUGACAUCAAGGUUGAGGACAAAUCCAAUCCAAGCGCUGGUCCCCCCCAGCAGGGCUCCGAGCUGCCCGCUGUGAAGCUUGAGGCCGAAACCCCGGCCUCCCACCUCCAGGGGGCGCUAGAGUCUAGGCCCCAGCAAACCGUGGUGAAGGACGAGAUGGGCGAGGCCGUCUCCAUGCUGACCGCUGGCCUCCCCACCCAGCAGACCAAUCCCUCUGCCUCUCUGAGCUCGGUCCGUUUAGGGGGGCUCUCCUACUCCCUCCCCGGGCAGGCCGACCCCCUGUCUUUUCCCCUGGCCGCCUCGCACUCUGACCUAGACGAGGACCCCCUGGGGCUGCCGGACGGCGGGGGCCAGCACUCCCCCGCGGUGGACCUGGACAAGGUGGAGAGCUCUCUGGAGGCCAGCGAGCUUCCGCUGCUCAUCCAGGAUCUUCUGGAGCACGAGAAGAAGGAGCUGCAGAAACAGCAGCAGCAGCAGCAGCUGAGUUCUCUCCACCAGGGGGCGAUGAACGCACACCACCACGGCCUCCCUCCCCAGCCCCAGCCCCAAACUCAGGGCGCCAACCCCAUGUUGCUUCCCCAGCACCACCGCCCGCCUCCCCAGGGCAUCAUGGGACAGCCCGGGAUGAUGCCCAGGCCACCGCCCAUGAUGAACCCUCAGCAGCAACAGCAGCAAAAGCUUAUGGGAGCUGGCAUGACCCCUCCCCCUAUGAUGGGCAUGGGUCCGCAGCAGGGGAUGAUACGGGCGGGGCAGCCAGUCCUGAACCCUCAGCAGCAGCAGCAAGCAGUGAAACCACAGCCGCUGCCAAACAACUUCUGCCCAGACAAAGAGGUGGACAAGUUUGAAGCAGAUGACAUCAUGGACCCCAUCGCCAAGGCGAAGAUGCAGGCGCUGAAGGGCAUCAAGCGGGUGAUGGCGCAGGGCCCCAUCGGCGUGCCGCCCAGCAUGAACAGGCAGCAGGUGUCCCUCCUGGCUCAGAGGCUUGCCCCAGGCCCAGGGACCAGCGACCCUCAGGCCAGGGUCCUCACAGCUCCUGGCAAGGAGGGGGAGAACAGCGACCCGACGCAGAACAGACCCAACCCGCCCCAGUUUGUGCAGGGCAUCAUCAACGACGCGGAGCAGAAGCAGUACGAGGAGUGGCUCCUGCACACGCAGCAGCUGCUGCAGAUGCAGCUCAAGUUCCUGGAGGAGCAGAUCGGCGUGCACCGCAAGUCGCGCAAGGCGCUGUGCGCCAAGCAGCGCACCGCCAAGAAGGCCGGCCGCGAGUUCGCCGAGGCCGACGUGGAGAAGCUCAAGCUGGUCACCGAGCAGCAGAGCAAGAUCCAGAAGCAGCUGGACCAGGUACGCAAACAGCAGAAGGAGCACACCAACCUGAUGGCGGAGUAUCGCAGCAAACAGCAGCAGCACCAGCAGGGCUCUGGGAUCCUGGCCCCCAGCCCCUCGGCCCAGGGGCCCCGCCUGCUCUCCAAGCUCCCCGGGCAGAUGAUGAUGGGCCAGCAGGGGGCGCCCAUGAUGGGGCAGCAGUGCAUGCCGCAGGGGGCGAUGCCGGUCAGAAUGCCCCAGGGCCAGCCUUUCAUGGGCGGGGCCCAGCCGGGGCACCCCGGGGCGGUGGGAGGCGUGGCCCCGGGGCCCUCUGGCGGGUACUUUCCCCCGGGCGCGGGGCCCCAGGGGCCGGAUGCCAGACUCCUGCAGGAACGGCAGAUGCAGCUGCAGCACAGGAUGCAGAUGGUCCAGAAGAUGCAGCAGCAAGGCAUGAUGGGUAACCAGCAACCCAUGCCGCACCAGGCGCCGCAGCCAGGUAUGAUGGGACAGCAGACUGGUGCCAUGGUCGGGCAGCCGCCACAGGGCAUGAUGGGUAACCCACUCUUAGCCCAGCAGCAGCAGCAGGCAGCGAUGCAUCAAGGCAUGAUGGGAAACCAGCAGGCUCAGCAGGGCAUGAUGGGAGACCAGGGCGUGGCCCAGCCGCAGCAGAGCCUCGUGGCAGGGCAGCCGAUGGCCCAGGCCCAGGGCAUGAUGGGAAGCCAGCAAGGGAUGAUGGGAAACCAGCAGAUGUUGCAGCAGCAGCAGCGCCAGCAGGCCCUGAUGGGGGUCCACCAGGGUGCAGCAGGGGCCCAGCAGCAGGCCCUCAGGGGCCCGCAAGCCCAGCUGACGCCCCAGCAGCAGAGCGUCCUGGCCCAGCGCAUGCUGCUCUCCCAGCAGCAGCUUCAGCAGCCGCCCGGCUUCCUGCCCGGCCCGCAGCCAGGGGACCCUCCGAUGGCCCCCGAGACCCCUGCCCGGGACGGGGCGCAGAUGCCGGGGGUCCCCGAGGGCUUGCAGCAGCAGACGGGGGUGUCCGGCUUCCCGCAGGACGUCCCGAACCCGGGACUCAAAGAGGGCAGGGUGCUCAGCCCGACGACCCCGCCUCAGCAGCCGGGCCCCGUCGGCGACCAGCAGGGGGCGCAGACUUUCAUGAAUCAGCAGCAGCAGCAGCAGCUAUCGGAGCUUCAGCCGCAGCACGGUUACCUGGGCAACCAGACGCUGCCCUUGCAGAACUCCAUGGGCGGGGAGAAGGUCAUGGUCAAGCAGGAAGGACAGCAGAUGUGCUAUGUAGCACAGCAGCAGCAACGACAACAACAACAACAGCAGCAACAGGGAGCGAUGGCGGGCCAACAGCAAGACAGCAUGGCGCAGCUGCAAAGCAUGAUGGGACAGGCCGGCCCCGCUCCAGCUCAGCUGAGCGCGAUGGUCCACCCGAACCAGCAGCAGCAACAGCAGGCCCUCUUGGCUCAGCAGCAGAAGCAAGGCAUGCUGGGACAGAUGGGCGGAGUCAUGAGGGCACAGCAGCAGGGCAUGAUGGGCCAGAGGCCUGGCACUCCUGUGGGGCCCUUCCGGGGCCAGGUCAACCUGCAGGCCAUCAUCGCCCAGAACCCCCAGCUCCGGCACCUUCCGCCCAACCAGCAGAUCCAGCACAUCCAGGCCAUGCUGGCCCAGAGGCAGCUGCAGCAGGGGCAGAUGCUCCGGAUGUCCACGGGACAGGGGCUGGUCCGGCCCCAGGGGCCCCGGAUGCAGGGCCCCGAGGGGCAGCAGCUCCACCAUGGGGCCCCGGGCCCCCCGCAGCAGCAGGGCAUGAUGGGGCAGCCCUCAGGCAUGGGUCCUCAGUCGCAGCAGGGCAUGAUGGUCCAGGCGCCAGGUCAGCCGCGUCAGGUGGGCCAGCAGGGGGUGUUCCCCCAGUAUGACCUCGCAGUCGCCCAGCAACAGCAGAUGGCCCGGGCCCAGCCGGGUUUGGCACCAGGACAGGUGCGUGUUACGCCCCAGGGGCGCAUGAUCAGGCCCAUGUCCCCCCGUCAGGCGUUUGGACAGACCUCCCCCGGCGACCCCGCCUUUGUCCAGCAGCCUUUGCAGCAGCGGCACGGCCUGGCGCACCCCGGCGGCGCCCACCAGCCCUCUCCAACGCAGCCGCAGCCGCACACGCCCGCGGGCUCCAGCCCGUUCCAGGCCUCCCACACCCCCGUGGGGUCCCCCGCCGGACUGGCCCGGCCGGGCUCCUCCGACUCCUCCGGGCUCUUCCCUCCCGCCAUCCAGAAGAGGGAGCAGGGCGCCAGCCCCUGCUCGAGGGCCGGCCCGGGGACGCCCGCUCUGUCCACUGCGUCCCCCUCCAAAAGCGUGAGCGGGAGCCCGGGGGGCCUCAAGGCCGAACUCCAGGCCCUCGGCCAGGCCAACGGGGCGCCGGCGCAGCAGCAGCAGGAGGAGGGGCCGUGCAGGAUCACCCUGCAGAACAUCAAGCAGGAGCCGCGGGAGGAGCAGUGCGGCGCCGGGGGCGGGGACGAGGCGCGGCAGGGCGCCGUCAAGCGCGAGGGCGAGGGAGCGCCCCACGGGCCCCGUCCCGAGACGGGCCAGCAGCUGCUGCAGAAGCUCCUCCGCACCAAAAACCUGCAGCUGGCCGCCCAGAGGCCCUCGGACGGCGUCCACAGCGAGAUCAACGGCCACAUCAACAGCAAGCUGGCCCUGCUGGAGCAGAAGCUGCAGGGCACCCCGCGCAACAUGGAGGACCUGCAGUCCAUCACCAAGAAGCCUCCGGUGGUGAAGGCCAAGCGCGCCCCCAAAGUGGGGGGCGGGGUGUCCAACUCCCGAAAGAAGGGCAAGAAGGAGGAGCCGGGGAAGAGCACGGAGGCCCUGAUGAAGCAGCUGAAACAGGAGCUGGCGCUCCUCCCCCUCAUGGAGCCCUCCAUCACGGCCAGCCUGGACCUCUUCACCCCGUUCGGCAGCAGCCCCGCCGACAGCGAGGCCCAGCUCAAGGGCUCCUUCGGGAACGCCGUGCUCGACAACAUCCCCGACUACUACUCCCAGCUGCUCACCAAGAGCAACCUGAGCAACCCGCCGACCCCGCCCUCCUCUCUGCCGCCCACCCCGCCCCCCUCGGUGCAGCACAAGCUUCUGAACGGGCUGACGGCCGUGGAGGAGCUUCCGGAAGGGCAGAAGGAGAGAGAGAGGGAGUCUGCCGAGGAGCCCAUGGAAACCUCGGCUGAAGAGGUGAAGAGCGUGGACCUGCUGGCAGCCCUCCCCACCCCGCCACACAACCAGAACGAGGACAUCAGGAUGGAGAGCGACGAGGACAGCGACGCCCCGGACAGCAUCGUCCCCGCCUCCUCCCCCGAGAGCGUUCUGGGGGACGAGGCGCCCCGAUUCCCGCUCCUGGGGGUGGUGAAGCAGGAGCAGGACGAGAGAGCCAUCUCCCCCGUCAUUCCCAUCAUCCCCUGCUCCUCCAUCCCCGCUUUUCCAGAGAGCAAGCCGUUUGAAGGACUGAGUUCAUUCCCAGAGCAUUCUGGGAAGAUGGCGUCCAGGUCCAGCCCCUGGGACAAAGCCAAGAGCAGCGAGGUGUCCGUCACCUUCACCUUAUCGGCCGCUGCAGCCAAGAAUCUGAACACCGUAAUGGUGGCGGUGGCCCAGCUGCUGCAGGUUCGAAUGCCCGGGUCCUACGAGGUGACGUUCCCUCCGAGCCCUGGGAGAGGAGGCGGAGCGGAGCCCGGAAAAGCCCCUGACACAGCGGCCCCAGGCACCCUGUGUUUGAAGGCGAGCCCAGCAGAGGGCUCGGACCAGGACUCUGCUGAUUGGCUGAAGAAGUUUGACGUGUCCCUUCCGGGCUGCACCCUGAAGAAGCAGGUGGACAUCCUGUCUCUUAUCAAGCAGGAGUGUCCAGAGCCGGAGGACAGGGCGGUCCAGCACUGUUACAUCACCAACGUGUCGGACCUGGACGUGCGGCAGCUUCCCAUCUACCCCGUGGAGGCGUCGCCUCCCCAAUCUCCCUCCCCGCCCCCUCCGCCCCCACCCCCUCCGCCGCCUCCUCAGCCCGCUCUGCCUCCAGCUCAGCCCCAAACUCAGGCCGCCUCCCCCACCCCCGCCCCCUCCAGCCCUGCGACCGUCCAAAUCAAAACCGAACCGGAGCCAGAAUUUGGACUCCCCGCUCCCCCUCCCUCUCUGCCCGCCCCUUCCUCCCCUCCUCCCCCCGCCGCGGACUCUGCCCCCCCGGCCCCAGCCCCCCCGGCCCCGCCCCCGGAGGCCCCACCCAAGCCCUGCAAGCAGCGCAGCCGGCCCGCGUCGGAGGACGAGGAGGAGGCGCGGCCCAGGCCCAAGCGCUGGAAGGGGCUGCGCUGGAAGCGGCUGCAGCUGGUGCUGAGCCUGCGGCGGGGCGGCUCGCGGCGGGAGAGCGGGCGCGAGGUGUCCGAGCUGAUGGAGCGCCUGCGCAUCACGCUGCGGCCCGACCGGCUGCCGCGCGACCGCCGCAAGUGCUGCUUCUGCCACGAGGAGGGCGACGGCGCCACCGACGGCCCCGCCCGCCUGCUCAACAUCGACGUGGACCUGUGGGUGCACCUCAACUGCGCCCUGUGGUCCACCGAGGUGUACGAGACGCAGGGCGGCGCGCUCAUCAACGUGGAGGUGGCGCUGCGGCGGGGCCUGCGCACGCGCUGCGCCUGCUGCCAGCGCACGGGCGCCACCAACAGCUGCAACCGCCUGCGCUGCCCCAACGCGUACCACUUCGCCUGCGCCGUGCGCGCCCGCUGCAUGUUCUUCAAGGACAAGACCAUGCUGUGCACGCAGCACAAGCUCAAGGGCCCCAGCGAGGACGAGCUCAGCAGCUUCGCCGUGUUCCGCCGCGUGUACAUCGAGCGUGACGAGGUCAAGCAGAUCGCCAGCAUCCUGCAGCGCGGCGACCGCGUGCACCUGUUCCGCGUGGGCGGCCUCAUCUUCCACGCCGUGGGCCAGCUGCUGCCCUCGCAGAUGGCCGCCUUCCACUCGGCCACCGCCAUCUUCCCCGUGGGCUACGAGGCCACGCGCAUCUACUGGAGCGCCCGCGUGCCCAACCGCCGCUGCCGCUACCGCUGCCGCGUCAGCGAGGCCGAGGGCCGGCCGCUCUUCGAGGUGCGCGUGCUGGAGCCCGGCCAGGAGGACCUGCAGUACCGGGACGCCACGCCCGACGGGAUCUGGAGCCGGGUGGUGGAGCAGGUGGCCAAGCUGCGCGAGGAGGCGGCCAUGUUGAAGCUGUUCACCGAUCACGUGAAGGGGGAGGAGAUGUACGGGCUCACCCUCCACGCCGUCCUGCGCAUCACGGAGUCGCUGCCCGGGGUGGAAAACUGCCAGAACUACACCUUCCGCUACGGCCGCCACCCCCUGAUGGAGCUCCCGCUCAUGAUCAACCCCACGGGCUGCGCCCGCUCCGAGCCCAAGGUCCUCACACACUGCAAGAGGCCCCACACGUUGAACAGCACCAGCAUGUCCAAGGCCUACCAGAGCACGUUCACGGGCGAGACCAACACCCCGUACAGCAAGCAGUUUGUGCACUCCAAGUCCUCGCAGUACCGGCGGCUGAAGACGGAGUGGAAGAACAACGUGUACCUGGCGCGCUCGCGCAUCCAGGGCCUGGGCCUGUACGCCGCCAAGGACCUGGAGAAGCACACCAUGGUCAUCGAGUACAUCGGCACCAUCAUCCGCAACGAGGUGGCCAACCGGCGCGAGAAGGGCUACGAGGAGCAGAACCGCGGGAUCUACAUGUUCAGGAUCAACAACGAGCAUGUGAUCGACGCCACUCUGACCGGCGGCCCGGCCCGCUACGUCAACCACUCGUGCGCGCCCAACUGUGUGGCGGAGGUGGUGACUUUCGACAAGGAGGACAAGAUCAUCAUCAUCUCCAGCCGCAGGAUCCCCAAAGGAGAGGAGCUGACGUACGACUAUCAGUUUGACUUUGAGGACGAUCAGCACAAGAUCCCCUGCCACUGCGGGGCGUGGAACUGCCGGAAGUGGAUGAACUGAGAGAGGAAGAUGGAUGCCGGACGAGCCCCUUCCCUCUGCUGGGUCCAGAGAAACCAGCGACUCCCACGCUGCAGCCCAGCGAACCCAACGACCCUACGGCCCUACGACCCAACUCCCGUAGGCUGUUUCAGGGCAGGGGGGAGUGGCGGGCUUUCUGUGACUGACGGUCGAAGACGAGACCUCUCUCGCACCCGGAGCCAAAGUUUAUUGGAGGAGGGCGAUCUCAAGGUUCUUACGCAAAUUUUUAUUUUGUUUUAUUUUCUAUUGUGGGACAAUCUCUUGAUUUUGGGACUACUGAGAAAAUAUUUUUUUUUGAAAAAGAGUCCUCUGCCAAAAUUUUAUCCUCUCUUCCUUUGUCCUGCUGACUUAAAACUAAAAACAAAAGGGUGAAUUUUUGUUCAGAAGCUCCUCAAGAUGAUGUGGGAUUGACUGGUAGUCCUGUGGAGCAGGGUACACUCUAGAACACUGAAGAAAAGCCAUUAUGUACCUAAAUUAACUCGCACAUUUUAACAAUGGACCUAUUAUUUACUGCCCCCACUCACGUACGCCCCCCCCCCCCCCCACCCCCCCCUUAAAUGAAACAAUCUCUCCCGUGAAUGGAGGAAUAGAGAUCGACAAUGUGGAUUUUGGCAAGACAAUCCUUAAGUGGCACCUCAUGGAAGCGCAUGGGGGGUGGCGGAAGACCCGAGACACUGUAAGAUUGUCCCAAGUGAAGCUGACCUUGACCCCGGGACCCCUCAGUAAGGGCGACAGGGGGUGUCAGUUGAAAUGUUGUUGAAGGUGGGUUAGUUGGAUUCUGUCUACCUCAUUUGAGUCUGUGGGAUUGUGUAGAACUGCUACUGUGGACGUGGGGGGAAAAUGAUUUAGGGGUGUUUUUGUGGCAAAUGCUUUUUCUCGGACAAGCAGGGAAACUUAGCAGCAGGUUUGCUGUUCUAUCUAGAUUAAAGCUGAUGAUUUAAAAAUAAAAAAACUAUCCCAAUAUAUAUUAAUGCUAUUAUGUAUACAGAUUAAAUGACUAGUUUGGACAUGAUUAUGCAUUUUUAAGAGUCUGUCAGAAAUCUAUACAUGCCACCAGUUCUGUUCAACUGAGAAUUGUGGGAAAUGGUUUCAUAUGAGAAAAUCCUUGUUUUUUUUUUUGUUUAAUUUCCUCCUGUCUGUAUAUAUGACAUUAGAUGUUAAUAUUUUACACGUUGAACGCACAACAGAAUCGAGACUCUCUAACUAGCUCUGGGGCUAUGGAGGUGGGGUUUGGCGUAGAAAGAAGUAACUGUUUCCACAACUUGAAAAAAAAAAGCCAAGGAUGAUCAUGGGUGAAAAUGUAGACUUUCAAAUUUUUGAUUUAUUGAAUAUUUUUUGGGUUUAUCCACACAGCAAAAAUUCUAUUGGCCCUCAGCUGGGGAAGCGCUGAGGGUGCGAUCAGUUCCUCAGUUUAUGCAUUGAGGUCGCCGUGAAUGAUCCCAGGAUGCAAGACUACUGUGGCGUUUCGGUGCAUUCCCCCAUUUUGUAAACCCCCCAGCGCCCCCUCGUUUGCAUCGACUCUCCCCUUUCUGUUCUGGCGACUCCAGAAGCGUGCUCCCCUGGUGUUCCUUUCAGCAUCAUGUAAAAAGUAAAAAAAAACAAACGUGUUCUGCGUGCGGACUGCAGAGUCGUCGCAAACCUUACUGUAGUGUCUUUCUCUGCCGGACUGCUGCCAACAUGUGUUCUCUUUUCCCCCUGUAUUGAGGUUGGAGGUGCUAUCUUUUAGAGGCUUGAUGCAAUGGCAGAGAAAGAUUUUUUGUAAUUAAUUUAAAAAAAGGGCAUUUGUUUACUUUUAAAUUUAUUGGGGAAAGAGUUGCUGAAAAAGGGAGCUGUAGUCUCCGAAAUUCCAAUACUACUUCCUUCCCUCGUACCUUGACCUACAAGUAUGACCUCACUUGUUUUGAAGAAAAAGUAAAAGAGAGAUGCAAAAGUGUACAAACUGUAUAUAACCAACAGGGGGUGUGAAACACUUGUUCCAAACCCCUUUUUAAUCAAUUAUAGUGAAAUAAUGAAAUAAAGAUAAACAACCACUAGAUAUCAUUUUAUUAGACGAAAAUAAAUUAUAUAUAAAUAUAUAUUAAAAACCACAAACUUAAGUGAUGUAUAUGAACCAGAGUUUUUUUUCUUUUCUAUUAGCAGAUUUUGCAAUAAGCUUGUAAAGAUAGCGCAACGCUUGGUAAGACCGCUACAAUAUUCGGACAUGCCGAUGAUUGGGACGAGGUGCUUGGGUAAUGAGACUGGACCUCUUGUGAGAGGGGUUUCCCAAGAAGUCUUCUUGAUUAUUAAAAUAAAAAAUAAAAAAAAAAGGAAAAAAAAAAGUUUUUAAAAAAUACAUUAAUUAUAAAUCCUGUUUUUGCAAAAAAAGAACUGUCGCGUGAUGGUGUGGGAUGUUAGUGUACUUAGCUACAUAAAAUUAUUCACGCGUUAAUAUUUAUGCUACUGCUCCUUGAUGACCAUGUCUGUCCUUUGAUUGGUCACAGUUGGAUUAGUACACUCAAUGGAAAAAUCUUGAAGCUCUUUAUCCCCCCUCCCCCUUGAAUUUUUAAUCUUUUUAGAAUUGUUUUAUGAUCUUUGUUUCUUACCUACGGAAGUGUGUUUGUGUUGGAAUAGUCUGUGUGUGAAAUGACUUAGGACAGUCCAUUCUGUGUUAUGAUUUGAUUUCCAGCAACACCCAUUGCUUAUGAGAAAGAAUAGUCCUCUUAAUGUUUGUGGAGUACUAACCAAAAAAGGGUAGACUAUCACAAGAUAUUGGAAGUGGUUUAGUUUUCCUUUCUUGUUAAGGUUUAAGACUAUAACAAAACAUAGUGAAGCUCACUGGAUUUUUGCCUGAAUAAACAGUUUUUUCUUUAGUUUGAAUCUCCUAAUUUAAGUUCUCAGCAUAUCUUUUAAUUUAAAAGAAAAAGGAUUGCUAAAGUUUUUUUAAAGCAUUAUAUCUACUUUUUAAAAAGGAGUUGCAUUCUGUACAGCAGAGCUACUUUUAGGGAAGAUGAAUAAAUGAAACUCAUUUUUAUUGUAUGUGGCAUGUUUUGUAUGAAUAUAAUUUUGAAUUGUAUAUAUUUUUUUUGACAAUGCCAGAGGUUGUAUCUUUCUCUUUCGAUACCCCCCUUUCCUGCCCUUCCCUUCUCCUUUUAUGUCUGCUUUAUUUCUUGUAAAGAAAAAUUAAAAUGCAUUUUAAAUAUACACACAA
Molecule: messenger RNA, 19470 nt
Organism: Anguilla rostrata (American eel)
Lineage: Eukaryota; Metazoa; Chordata; Actinopteri; Anguilliformes; Anguillidae
Gene: kmt2d
Product: lysine (K)-specific methyltransferase 2D
Exons: 55
Coding region: 1086-16265 (5059 amino acids)
Biological process (GO): positive regulation of transcription by RNA polymerase II
Cellular component (GO): nucleus; MLL3/4 complex
Molecular function (GO): histone binding; transcription coactivator activity; histone H3K4 methyltransferase activity
Source: RefSeq, a predicted model, not a curated record